AUGACACGCAAGCGAGUGCGAUCGAAGGGAGGGAGCCCGGGCAAGGUCGCCCGCCUCCCUUUCCCCUCCAGAACCGUCUGUUCCAGGGACCAGACCAGCUCGGGACGCCUGGACAGCGCCCUGGGCACAGACGCGCCGACUGCCGAUCCAGAGUUGGCUUCCACCAUGGGUUUCACCGGAUUUGGAAAGAAAGCAAGGACAUUUGACUUGGAAGCCAUGUUUGAGCAAACGCGAAGAACAGCUGUGGAAAGAAGUAGAAAAGUUUUGGAAGCCAGAGAGAAAGAGGAAGAACUGCAAAGAGAGAGAGAAUUAAGAAGGCAACGUGAAGAUGAGUCAAUACCUUCAGGCUCAAGUUUAACCAGACAUCCUUCUACCUCAGCUUCCAGUGACACAGAAAGCAGUGGAAGGGAAGAUGGUUCAGAUGAAGAAUUAAUUGGGCCUCCUUUGCCCCCCCAAACCACUCACAUACAAUCUGAAGAUACAGAUGAACUCAUAGGUCCCCCUCUCCCACCUGGAUACCAGAAUAGUGAUGAUGAUGACGAUGAUGACGAUGAUGAAAUUAACCCUGUCAAAAAAAUUCCUGAUUCUCAUGAAAUCACUCUGCAACAUGGCAGUAAAACAGUUUCUGCUUUAGGUCUGGACCCUUCUGGUGCCCGUUUGGUAACAGGAGGAUUUGAUUAUAAUGUUAAAUUUUGGGAUUUUGCAGGGAUGGAUGCUUCCCUUCAAGCUUUCCGAUCUCUUCAACCUUGUGAUUGCCAUCAGAUUAAAUCACUACAAUACAGCAGCACAGGAGAUAUGAUUCUUGUGGUGUCUGGAAACUCUCAGGCCAAAGUGCUGGACAGAGAUGGCUUCCUAGUAAUGGAAUGUGUCAAAGGAGACCAGUAUAUCGUGGACAUGGCCAACACCAAGGGUCACACAGCAAUGCUUAAUGGUGGUUGCUGGCAUCCCAAGAUAAAGGAAGAAUUUUUGACUUGUUCAAACGAUGGGACUGUGAGAACCUGGGAUGUGAACAAUGAUAAGAGACACAAAAGUGUGUUUAAACCAAGAACACUUCAGGGAAGAAAAGUAAUUCCAACCGCUUGUACCUACAGUAGAGAUGGGAAGCUCAUUGCAGCUGGCUGCCAGGAUGGAAGCAUCCAGAUCUGGGACAGAAAUAUGAGUGUUCAUACCAAGUUCCACUGCAGGCAAGCUCAUGAUCCCGGUACAGAUACUUCCUGUGUGACAUUUUCCUAUGAUGGCACUGUCCUUGCCUCUCGGGGAGGGGAUGAUACUUUAAAGCUGUGGGACAUCCGACAAUUUAAGAAACCCCUUUUUUUUGCUUCAGAUCUUCCUACCUUCUUCUCAAUGACCGAUUGCUGCUUCAGUCCAGAUGAUAAGCUUUUGGUCACUGGAACAUCUGUUAAGAAGGGAGGUGGCAAUGGCAGGCUUGUCUUUUUUGAGCGUCAGACGUUCCAUAAAGUAUAUGAAAUAGAUGUCACCGAUGCAAGUGUGGUACGCUGUCUGUGGCAUCCCAAGAUAAAUCAGAUCAUGGUUGGAACCGGAAAUGGAUUGGCUAAAGUGUAUUAUGAUCCCGACAAGAGUCAGAGGGGAGCAAAAUUAUGUGUAGUUAAAAACAAACGGAAGACUAGACAAGCUGAGAUUUUAACCCAGGACUACAUCAUAACUCCUCAUGCACUCCCUAUGUUCCGUGAACCACGGCAACGAAGUACAAGGAAACAGUUGGAAAAAGAUAGAUUAGAUCCUCUUAAGUCUCAUAAACCUGAACCUCCAGUAGCAGGCCCAGGUCGCGGUGGUAGAGUUGGAACCCAUGGAGGAACCUUGUCAUCAUACAUAGUGAAAAACAUUGCUCUGGAUAAGACUGAUGAUAGCAACCCCCGGGAAGCCAUUUUACGGCACGCAAAGGAAGCUGAGGAUAACCCAUACUGGGUUGCUCCAGCAUAUUCCAAGACUCAGCCUAAAAUUAUUUUUGCAGAAGUGGAAUCUGAAGAUGAAGAAACAAAGAAUGAACCAGAAUGGAAAAAACGUAAAAUUUAAAGAAUUCAUUUUGAGGUCAGAAAGGAGUGGAAAGAGUCAUAGUCAAUUUUUUUCUUUUCUUUUUUUUUUUUUGCAAAUAAAUGAGUAUAUUGAUUCCUAAUAUCAGUUUAAAAAAAAACCUGGAGAUUAAUUAAUUUAUUUGUUAAUUUGUUAAUUAUUUUAUUUAUUAAUUAAGUUGAAAUAAUUUGAAAUUAGCUGGAUUAAAUAAAUAAUGUGAAAUUAAUUGAAUUAGAAUACAUUAACAGCAUACUUUUCAGAUAUGUACUCAUAGGUACAUGAGGUUGAUACACUGCCAGAGAUAGCUCAAUGUUUGGGAGUCUCUGAAAGAAAAUGUGUGAAAAGAGGUUUUAUUCUGACUAUCAAACUGAUAGUCUGCAGAGUCAUUGUGGUGAUCUCAUUUCUGUGUGCUUGUGAAAUCUGGACAGUCUACCAACGCCAUUUUAGGAAACUGUAUCAUUCCCAUUGUUUCUAUUGUUUUAAAUUCUGAAGAUCAUUUGACAAGAUAAAGUGCUGGUCACUGAGGUCCUUUCUGGAGCUCAUCUACCAAUCAUUCAAACUCUACCAUAGAGAGCACAACUUUGAUGGACUGGCCAUGUUGUUUGGAAUAUCAAAUGGUAUAGGUCGAGCGAAUAUAAUAAAGAUGACAUUAUAUAAUAAAAAUGAAAGAUAAAAAUCGAGAAACUAAUCUAUUUAUUUAGUGCUAUACCAAUCAAACUCCCAAGAAACUAUUUUACUGACCUAGAAAAAAUAACAAAAUUCAUCUGGAGGAACAAAAGGAAUAUCAAAUGGACAUUUGCUUGAAGGAUUAUUUUUUACAGAGUACUUAUACAAGGGAAAUGCUCACAUGGAGAUCAGAAGAAAUGAUGCAACGACACUCUCAGGUCUCUCUGAAGAACUUUGGAACUGAUUGGGUGACAUGGAGACACUGAUAAAAGACCAUCUAGCAUGGAAGGUGCUAGGCUCUGGGAGCAAAGCAGAAUGGCAGGAGCUCAAAAUAAACACGAGAGGCGCAAAGUCAGAGCCAUUUCCAUGCCAAAUAUUCAUGUGAGCCCAAUUUGAUUUGACCUUUCUAAGCUUGUACUGGCUACACUGAUCAUUGACCAUUGAUCAGCCACAGUUGGACACGCUGAUCCUUGAUACUAACAUAGUGAUGUCAUCUUGGUCCUUUUUCAGAAGAAAGAUCAACAAUCAACUAACCAACUGAUCUAACUUUCUGGACUUUAUCACUUCUGCCAGUAGAUAAAGCUUGUUCCCUUUUCCAGGGGACUAAUUUCUCUAGUAACUGUAUCCAAGAGGGAGAAUUCUCUGCUAUCUGCCUGGCUUAAGAGAAUACAUACUUAAAGUGAACCUACAGGCCAGUGUCCCCUUUUUGGAAACCUUUUUUUAUCUGUAAUUUCCCUAGCACCAGGCUUUACAUAUAAAAUAUGUCCCCAGGGGUACCAGAGAAACCAUUGCCCCUGGAAUCUUAUAAAUAAAUCUCCAAUGAGAUGAUUCAGGCCAGUUCCAAAGGCCUUGUGAUGAAGAAAGCCAUCUGUACCCAGGGAGAGGAAAGUGAGACCUAAAUGUGGAUCACAACAUAGCAUUCUUACUCUUUUUGUUGUUUGUUUACUUGUAUUUUAUUUUCUUUCUCAUUUUUUCCCUUUUUGAUUUGAUUUUUCUUGUGCACUAUGAUAAUUGUGGAAAUAUGAAUGGAAGAAUUGCACAUGUUUAACAUAUAUUGCAUUAAUUGCUGUCUAAGGGAGAGAAUUUGGAACACAAGGUUUUGCAAGGAUGAAUGUUGAAAAUUAUCUAUGCAUAUGUUUUGAAAAUAAAAAGCUUUAAUUUAAAAAAUUUAAAAAUAAAUGGUUCUCUCUUUCACUCUCCAAUCCCAUGUAUGCCCACAGUGGCUUCUUAGUGGUAUGCUAUCUAGGAUCUUACUGGACUGGUCAUAGGAUUCCUGAGGAUCAGAGAGCCAGAUGUGAAAGUUACAGUGUGAAUAGACCUCAGAAAUCAGAAAAUAUCAAAAAAUAGAACUUGGUUUAUUGUUUUUUUUUAAAUUGUCUAAACUUAAGAAAAUGACAGACAAAUAAGCAAUAAUGCAGAUAAACUUAAAGGUAUGCCAUAAGUAUAUUGUUUUUGAAAGUCAUUGAUUAAACAUUUACCAGCAUAUCCUCGAAUCUAUCCCACCCAUUGCCUUAAUAUCGGGUCUCUAUAUGUAUAGCAAUACUUCCCAUGGGGUCUAGGAGACUUAAGGAUUAGAAAGACAGAGACAAAGAG
Antechinus flavipes (yellow-footed antechinus) is the source of this 4290-nucleotide messenger RNA. RefSeq names its product WD repeat-containing protein 70-like. Gene Ontology annotation, biological process: regulation of DNA double-strand break processing. The record is from RefSeq and is a predicted model, not a curated record. The transcript is spliced from 2 exons. Bases 1 to 2034 code for a protein of 677 amino acids. Gene Ontology annotation, molecular function: protein binding. Gene Ontology annotation, cellular component: nucleus; site of double-strand break. Lineage: Eukaryota; Metazoa; Chordata; Mammalia; Dasyuromorphia; Dasyuridae.